AUGACAUCUCGAAUCCACGAUGGAAACGAUGUAUACGAAAAAGCCGAGGAAUACUGGAGUCGAGCGAGUCAAGAUGUGAACGGAAUGCUCGGUGGAUUCGAGAAAUUGCACACUCCGGAUAUCACAAUUUCGAAACGAUUCAUUCAGAGUUUGAAGAAAAAAAAUCUCUUCGCUUCAUACGACUACGCUCUCGACUGUGGCGCUGGAAUCGGUCGAGUCACCAAACAUCUCCUGAUGCCUCUAUUCAAAAAAGUCGAUAUGGAAGAUCUCGUCGAGGAGCUCAUCGUCAGCAGUGACCAAUACAUUGGAGCAGAUCCACGUGUUGGAGAGAAAUUCAUUGAGGGAAUUCAGACGUUCGCACCGCCUGAGGGUCGCUACGAUCUCAUUUGGAUUCAGUGGGUGUCCGGACAUCUGGUUGACGAGGAUCUUGUUGCGUUUUUCAAGCGAUGUGUUAAAGGACUGAAACCAGGCGGCUGCAUCGUGUUAAAAGACAACGUGACAAACAAUGAAAAACGGUUAUUCGACACAGAAGAUCACAGCUGGACGAGAACGGAACCAGAACUUAUGGAAGCAUUCGCUGGUGCUCAACUCGAAAUGGUUCAGAAAACCAUUCAGACUGGAUUCCCGAAAGAAAUCUUCCCAGUUAAAAUAUUCGCAUUAAAGCCUAUCGGUCAACAGACGACGAGUGCCGAAGAUGAUUGA
Caenorhabditis remanei is the source of this 702-nucleotide messenger RNA. RefSeq lists its product as uncharacterized. The record is from RefSeq and is a predicted model, not a curated record. The coding region runs from base 1 to 702 and encodes 233 amino acids. Lineage: Eukaryota; Metazoa; Nematoda; Chromadorea; Rhabditida; Rhabditidae. Gene Ontology annotation, molecular function: N-terminal protein N-methyltransferase activity. The transcript has 3 exons. Gene Ontology annotation, biological process: N-terminal protein amino acid methylation. Gene Ontology annotation, cellular component: cytoplasm.